Molecule: messenger RNA, 1716 nt
Organism: Caenorhabditis remanei
Lineage: Eukaryota; Metazoa; Nematoda; Chromadorea; Rhabditida; Rhabditidae
Exons: 10
Coding region: 1-1716 (571 amino acids)
Biological process (GO): protein phosphorylation; cell surface receptor protein tyrosine kinase signaling pathway; positive regulation of kinase activity
Cellular component (GO): signaling receptor complex
Molecular function (GO): transmembrane receptor protein tyrosine kinase activity; ATP binding; protein binding
Source: RefSeq, a predicted model, not a curated record
AUGCCUCCAUCAGUCCCACCAGUUGCUGUUCCUACUAAACCUCCACCUGCUCGAUCAACUCCAUCUCAACCUAUAUCUGACAAUCGUCCACCUAUUCCACCGAGGAGAGAUUCUAAUCUAGCACCUCCACCUGUUCCAUCUCAUUCUGGAAGUGGGUUCUCUCGUCAUUCCUCCGCUACAUCUACAAAAAGUGUUCCAAAUGGUCCAUGUACACCUCGCCCAGUUUCGAAAUCUAACUCUCACAGUGGUUCUGUUCAGUGUAUGCACGGAGAUCCUGACGAUAAACUUCUUGUUGUGGAGAGUCGUUUUAUUGCUCAAACUCCAGGAGAAAUGAGUGUUGAAGAGGGAGAUUUAUUGUAUCUUUUGAAGCAGAGCAGCAGUGAAUGGUGGUAUGUCAAGAGUAAAUCUCGGCAAUUCAAAGGAUUUGUUCCGAAAUCCCAUGUCGUUUAUGCGGAAGUUCGUGAACCAUGGUUUGCUGGAAACAUUUCUUCGAUAUUGGCAGAACAGAGAGUAAUGCAACCGGGACUUCCGAUUGGAACUUUUCUUAUUCGAGAAAAUAUUAAAACAGGAACAUUUGUGUUGACAGUCAGAAGUUCCAAUAGUGAUUCACCACGAGCAUAUGUUAUUCAUCGACGACCAAAUAAUGAUGGAUUCGAUAUUCGAGAUAGACAUGAUCAAGUUGUAAUCACUUUUGGAUCACUUUUACAAUUGGUUAAUCAUUUUAGUUGUGAUAAGGUGCCAGGAGAAGUUCAGAUUUGCACAAAACUGACUCGUGCAGCUCCUCCACUUGCUGAACCUACUGAGUAUGUUACGAUGAGAAAAUGGCAAGUGAAUAGGAACGAAGUGAAAAGAGUUCAAGAGAUUGGAAGAGGACAAUUCGGAGAAGUUUAUCUGGCAAAGUGGAGAGGCGUGGAUGUUGCUGUGAAAUCACUGAAACCGAACCAUACAGAACAGUUGGCGAAUACUCAGUUCUUGGAAGAAGCGAAGACAUUGACUAAACUAUCCCACCAGAAUGUCAUUUGUCUUUUGGCAGUGUGUGCAACUGAUAAACCAUUCCUAAUUAUCACAGAAUAUAUGAAAAAUGGAUCAUUACUUUCAUGGCUUCAAUCACUUGCGAAAAAACUUCCGCCAAUUCCAUUGAUGAGUGAAGAGACGGGAAUGAAGAAUGUUUUAGUUGGAGCUAGUAUUUCAGCACAAGUCGCUUCUGGUAUGGAUUAUCUGUCUGCCAAUCAAAUAGUUCAUCGUGAUUUGGCUGCACGAAAUGUUCUUGUUGGAGAUGUUUCCUCAAAUGGUGUUCCUUCUGUUAAAGUUGCGGAUUUCGGAUUAGCAAGAAAAAUAGAUACUGGAGAUCAGAAUUAUGUUAUGAAAACUGAUAAUCUGUUGCCUUGGAAAUGGAUGGCUCCGGAAUGUUUUGAUGAGCAAAUAUUCAACACAAAAACUGAUGUCUGGUCAUACGGAAUCCUUCUUUGGGAGAUCGGAACUCUUGGAAAAACACCAUAUCGAGGCUGGGAUUCAGAAGGAACAUUGGAACAUCUAGCACAUGGAUAUGUUCUUCCGAAACCUGAACUUGUACCCGAUUAUGUCUACGAGGAUGCAUUCAAAGUCUGUGUACAUCUCAAUCCUCACAAACGCCCUACAUUCGAUCGUCUGUUCAAAUACUUUGAUGAUAUCAAUUUCGAGAGUCUCUCCAUGAUGAGAAGCAUAUCUCGACACUGA